AGCAUCAUUUGAGCUUGGAAAAUCUUUGGAAAUUAUCACCAUGAAAAAUAUAAUAAGGUGUGCUAUCGUUAAAAGAUAUGGCACCAUUUACACAACUCCCUUCAAGAUAUUGUGCUUUUGGCUGGUGCUUUAUGGGGCUGGAGCACAAACUACAAUAUCAAAUACAGCAGAAACUACAGACGGGAACAGUACCACCAAAUGGACAACACAAAUGGCAGGGGAAACCAUGAUUGUACCACCAACUGAACUGACUACAAGCACAGUAUUCCGAGCACAGCCAACAACACUGACAGGACAAACAAUUACACAAACUCCUGAAUCUAUUCUAACUACAACCACUACGAACAAUGAAUCAACAACUUCAACUGUUCUAUUAACUACAACAUUAUCACCAGGAUUGACCAGUAGUACAGUAUCUACAACACAGGCUACAACAAGCCCAUCUACUCUAGCUACACUCACUGCGAACAAUGACUCAACAACUACAUCUGUUCCAUCAACUACAACACCAUCACCAGAAGUGAGCACUAGUACAGUACCUACAACACAGGCUACAACAACCACACAAACAUCUGAAUUUACAUCUUCUCAAGCUUCAAUAAAUGCUAACAGCGAAUCAACAACUAUAUCGACAAGAAUCAACCCUACAACUACUCCAUCAACUACAACACUUUCAUCAGAGGUGACCACUAGUACAGUACCUACAACACAGGCUACAACAACCACACAAACACCUGAAUCUAUGUCUACUUUAGUUGCAUCAACUACAAGCAAUGAAACAACAACUACAUCACCAACAAACAACCCUACGACUAUUUCAUCAACUACAACACCAUCACCAGAAGUGAGCACUAGUACAGUACCUACAACACAGGUUACAACAACCUCUCAAACAUCUGAAUUUACAUCGUCUCAAGCUGCAAUAAAUGCUAACAGUGAAUCAACAACUAUAUCGGCAAAAAUCAACCCUACAACUACUCCAUCAACUACAACACUAUCAUCAGAGGUGACCACUAGUACAGUACCUACAACACAGGCUACAACAACCACACAAACACCUGAAUCUAUGUCUACUUUAGUUGCAUCAACUACAAGCAAUGAAACAACAAGUACAGUGGAAACAACCAAAACUACAACUUCUCCAUUAACAACACCAUCACCAGAAGUAAGCACUGGUACGGUACAUACAACACAGGCUACAACAACCACAAAACCAACUGGAUCUAUGUCUACUUUAGUUGCAUCAACUACAAGCAAUGAAACAACAAGUACAGUGGAAACAACCAAAAUUACAACUUCUCCAUCAACAACACCAUCACCAGAAGUAAGCACUGGUAUGGUACAUACAACACAGGCUACAACAACCACAAAAUCAACUGAAUAUAUGUCUACUUUAGUUGCAUCAACUACAAGCAAUGAAACAACAAGUACAGUGGAAACAACCAAAACUACAACUUCUCCAUUAACAACACCAUCACCAGAAGUAAGCACUGGUACAGUACAUACAACACAGGCUACAACAACCACAAAACCAACUGCAACCACAUCUAUUCAAGCUUCAACAGCUGCCAACAGUGAAUCAACAACUACAUCAGCAACAACCAACCCUACAACUAUUCCAUCAACAACAACACUAUCACAAGAGGUGACCACUAGAACUUUACCUACAACACAGGAUACAACAACCCAAUCUACUCUAGCUACAACCACUACAGUCAAUGAAUCAACAACUACAGCUGUUCAUUCAACUACAAAUUUAUUGCUUGUCGUGACCACUAGUACAGUACCUACAACACAGGCUACAACAACCACACAAACACCUGAAUCUAUGUCUACUUUAGUUGCAUUAACUACAAGCAAUAAAACAACAAGUACAGUGGAAACAACCAAAACUACAACUUCUCCAUCAACAACACCAUCAUCAGAAGUAAGCAAUAGUACGGUACAUACAACUCAGGCUACAACAACCACAAAACUAACUGAAUCUACAUCUACUCAAGCUUCAACAAAUGCCAGCAGUGAAUCAACAACUACAUCAGCAACAACCAACCCUACAAGUAUUCCAUCAACUAUAACACUAUCAACAGGAUUAAACACUAGUACAGUACCUACAACACAGGCUACAACAACCACACAAACACCUGAAUCUAUGUCUACUUUAGUUGCAUCAACUACAAGCAAUGAAACAACAACUACAUCACCAACAAACAACCCUGCAACUAUUUCAUCAACUACAAAACUAUCACAAGGACCGACCACAAGUACAGUACCUACAACACAGGCUACAACAACCACAAAAAUAACUGAAUCUACAUCUACUCUAAAUUCAACAAUUGCUAACAGUACAUCGACAACUACAUCAGCAACAACUAACCCUACGACUAUUUCAUCAACUACGACACCGUCACCAGAAGUGAGCACUAGCACAGUACCUACAAUACAGGUUACAACAACCUCUCAAACAUCUGAAUUUACAUCUUCUCAAGCUUCAAUAAAUGCUAACAGUGAAUCAACAACUAUAUCGGCAAGAAUCAACCCUACAACUACUCCAUCAACUACAACACUAUCAUCAGAGGUGACCACUAGUACAGUACCUACAACACAGGCUACAACAACCACACAAACACCUGAAUCUAUGUCUACUUUAGUUGCAUCAACUACAAGCAAUGAAACAACAAGUACAGUGGAAACAACCAAAACUACAACUUCUCCAUCAACAACACCAUCACCAGAAGUAAGCACUGGUACAGUACAUACAACACAGGCUACAACAACCACAAAACCAACUGAAACCACAUCUAUUCAAGCUUCAACAGCUGCCAACAGUGAAUCAACAACUACAUCAGCAACAACCAACCCUACAACUAUUCCAUUAACGACAACACUAUCACGAGAGGUGACCACUAGAACUUUACCUACAACACAGGAUACAACAACCCAAUCUACUCCAGCUACAACCACUACAGUCAAUGAAUCAACAACUACAGCUGUUCAUUCAACUACAAAUGUAUUGCUUGUCGUGACCACUAGUACAGUACCUACAACACAGGCUACAACAACCACACAAACACCUGAAUCUAUGUCUACUUUAGUUGCAUCAACUACAAGCAAUGAAACAACAACUACAUCACCAACAAACAACCUACAACUAUUUCAUCAACUACAACACUAUCACCAGGAUUAA
Molecule: messenger RNA, 3184 nt
Organism: Silurus meridionalis
Lineage: Eukaryota; Metazoa; Chordata; Actinopteri; Siluriformes; Siluridae
Product: mucin-5AC-like
Exons: 3
Coding region: 41-3184 (1047 amino acids)
Source: RefSeq, a predicted model, not a curated record